This is a messenger RNA of Penicillium manginii, 426 nucleotides long. RefSeq lists its product as uncharacterized. The record is from RefSeq and is a predicted model, not a curated record. Lineage: Eukaryota; Fungi; Ascomycota; Eurotiomycetes; Eurotiales; Aspergillaceae. Gene Ontology annotation, molecular function: DNA binding; protein dimerization activity. Bases 1 to 426 code for a protein of 141 amino acids. The transcript has 3 exons.
AUGAAAAAGGCGUUCGAAUACAGCAAGAUGUGCGAUGCAGAUGUAUGCGUAGGCAUUCGUUUGCGAGAGACGGGUCAAGUACACAUUUUGACAGCAGAUGAUUCGGGGUUUUGGGCUUUCAUUGCCUCACAAUUGGUAUGUUACAAGCUACUCACAAUGGCCAGAAGCUCAGCUGGACAGUCUAAGGCCUACAGCGUGGCUAAGUCACUACGACAGAAAAGAGAUCGACGCAAGAUAUCACUAGAAAAAAAGUCGCACGAAUACAGCAACAAAUGCGGCGCAGAUGUAUGCCUAGGCAUCCGGAUUCGAGAGUCAGGGAAGGUAUUCAUUUUCUUUGCGGAUACAUCGGGAUUUUGGUCCUUUCUUGGUCCUCAUCUGGGUGCCUAUUACCCAACGCCGGUUCAGAGGACUGAAAAGAACCUCUAG